AUGAGCAAUCCAAACAAACACAAAACCGAGUUAGAUUCUCAUAACAGCUAUGUUGAUCAAGAUAUUUUCUGGUGUUUAGAUUCUCUACAAGCAUUUUGUCGACUCCAAGGUCCAACAAUAGGUGAACGCGACCUAUCUUUCUCUUUUGGCACUUGUCCAGACCGUUGGAUGUACUUCCACUUCACUCUUCAUUACUUCUUUCUGGACACUACAGAGGUUUCAACGCCUAUUGAAGCAGCCUCGGACGCAAGUAGGUCAGGUCUUCGGUGUGACCGCUUGAACAUGACAAUUCCUGGUAUUGGUCGUCUUGAAGAGAUGCGUCUUCUAGUUAGUAUGCGAGUUGCCACUAGAUACGGCACCAAAUCGCCCACGGAAGAGCCCAGUCCUUCAGCCGUGGGCUUCGUUAUGACGGAUGCCGGCCAUUCGUCCACUCACACGACGAGAACAGACUGGACUGGGCGGGGAUUGCAAUCUCCUAUGGAGGCCUCCGGCGUCACCCUUUUUCAAACGAUGAUAUGGAACCUUUUGGAUUUAUGGGAGCAUGGGUGGAGCCAGUGCUUGGACGCCGUAGAUGCCCUCCUUGAUUUUCAGUCUGACGACCUAAGUAAUGAGAUACUUCUCGAGGCGCAAAUGUUCGAUGAUGAGCGAAUGUCCAAGACGAAACAUAUGUUUUUAGUGCUACGACUUUUCGCUAAUUUUCGUAAGAACAUCUCGACCCCUUCGCAGACCAUUCGGAGAAUGCAGAAGGAAUGGGCGAAAGCGUAUAAAGGGAGGUACUCGGAUCGGCUUGAACGUUUUGACAGGCUUACUCAAGUCGCCAUUCUGGAGAACUGGGAUCGUGUCAUAUUGCACUCAGACAGGCUACACGCCAAACUACUCGACAGAAUCCGCUCAAAGGAGGAAGAUUGCAGAAACUAUCGAGAUGGUGUAAGAUUCAAUUUCUAA
Truncatella angustata is the source of this 945-nucleotide messenger RNA. RefSeq lists its product as uncharacterized. The transcript is spliced from 2 exons. The record is from RefSeq and is a predicted model, not a curated record. Lineage: Eukaryota; Fungi; Ascomycota; Sordariomycetes; Amphisphaeriales; Sporocadaceae. The coding region runs from base 1 to 945 and encodes 314 amino acids.